UCUUUAGUGAUGCCUAAACAAGAUAAACGACUAACUUUCGUACAAAAUUUCAUCUGCGGGGGAAAUGCAGGAGUUGUGUGCAGAACUGUCUGCUCGCCUCUGGACGUUGUGAAAACUCUGCAACAAGUAGGGACUGCCGAUGCGGCCUCCGGAAUGACUCGGACGUUUAUAAACCAAUACAAAAACGAAGGAAUAAAAGCAUUUUAUAAAGGCAAUUUAAUCGCCUGUCUCAGAGGCUUUCCUUAUUACGCAAUCCAAUUUGCAGUUUAUGAAAGAUCAAAGCAAAUCCUGAGUCAAAAUAACUCAAAGGUCGGCUCUUUGUUGGUCUCAGUCAGUGGAGCACUCUCCGGAGUUUCUGCCGUGAUUUUAACAUAUCCUCUUGAUAUGGUCAAGACAAGACUCACAGCACAGCAUGCUGACCUGAGCAGGGCAAAAUAUAAAGGAAUUUUGGACGCUUUCAAAGUCAUUUCCCGAGAAGAGGGAAUAUUUGCUAUUUACAAGGGUUUGGGGACAUCAGUAAUUGGUCCUCGUUGCCUAUUUAUUUCCAGGAGUCAUUCCUUUCACUGCGGCCACCUUUUACGCCUAUGAAAAUGUCAAAAUGCUGUAUGGAAGCACGGAGAAUCGCAGCCCUGUCUAUAAUUUUGUUGAUGGUUGUUUGGCGGGAGCGUUUGCUCAGACUGUGAGUUUCCCGUUUGAUACGAUCCGGAAAAAACUUCAGGUUUUUGAUGUUUUUUACAGAAGGCUCAAAGUUCCUUCAUCACGGGAGGAGGGACUGAUGUGGAAUUCAACGGAAUGGUUGAUGGGUUCAGACAGACUAUUCGCAGAUAUGGAAUUCUUGGGUUGUGGAAGGGCACAUUGGCCAAU
Octopus sinensis (East Asian common octopus) is the source of this 864-nucleotide messenger RNA. RefSeq names its product solute carrier family 25 member 43-like. The record is from RefSeq and is a predicted model, not a curated record. The coding region runs from base 10 to 588 and encodes 192 amino acids. NCBI's taxonomy places the organism in Eukaryota, Metazoa, Mollusca, Cephalopoda, Octopoda, Octopodidae. Gene Ontology annotation, biological process: transmembrane transport. The transcript has a single exon.